Molecule: messenger RNA, 1556 nt
Organism: Uranotaenia lowii
Lineage: Eukaryota; Metazoa; Arthropoda; Insecta; Diptera; Culicidae
Product: sugar transporter SWEET1-like
Exons: 5
Coding region: 485-1144 (219 amino acids)
Biological process (GO): carbohydrate transport
Cellular component (GO): membrane
Molecular function (GO): sugar transmembrane transporter activity
Source: RefSeq, a predicted model, not a curated record
UAUAAUUGAAUAUUGUCAUGUAAUGUGCAUGAAGAUUCUCACCUGAAGGAAAUCGUAGAAAAUUAAAAAAGGCUGCGUUAGAAUGGCUUUUUGGAAGGUUAUCCCACAUCCGUAAACUAAGUACGACAACAUAGCUUGAUGUUGAAUAUUUUCAUAAUAUUAACGUGCCGACUGUUGCCUAGGAUAUUCAAACGCCGUCAGUAAUGACGUAGGCUUUGUUUAUGUUUUCAUGGUGAUCUGCGCCACCUUAGUAAAAAUUUAUACAGGUUGGAUGCAAUGGUCAUCUUUUUACUGUGUAUCCACCGAGAUGCGAUUGAAGCAGCCACAGACGUAUCGCAGAUCGAGGUGCUAAGUGGUGAGCAACAGUGAAUGGUAGAAAGAAAGAAACCUCCCGCCAGCAAGACCAUUCACUGCCCUCAGUAUUUUGCAGGACUAGAUCGUGGCGAGACCGUAUAGUCACGUCGUCACCGAUCAGAUCGAUAAAAUGGAAACAGUGGCACGUGAACUCCUGCCUUACCGGGAUGUUAUCGGCAACAUUGCCGGCAUCUUGACCGUGGCCCAAUUUCUCAGCGGUUGUUUCACCUGUAACGAGAUUCGAAAAAAGGGCAGUUCCGAGGGUUUCUCACCAAUGCAGUUCGUUUUGGGAUGUGGCUUGACCGCUCUCCAGCUCAAAUAUUCUCAAAUGCUGGCGUCGGCCGUUCUGAUAAGAACAAGCGCUUAUGGACUGUCGAUCUGCAUAGUCUAUUCGGGAUGUUUCCUGUGGUUUACUCCAUCGGAUAGGAGAAGACCAUUUUUUACACUGGCUUCGAAGGUGUUUCUGUUAACUUCGGCCACGAUUUACUACGCAGGUGUCGAAGAUCCCCUCAAGGUGAAGGACCGGUUCGGACUGUUGAUAACCGUGCUGACGCUGGCUUAUAUUGCGCUACCGUUGACGAAAUUGGGUGAAGUAGUGCGGCAAAAAAGCAGCGCAGGACUGCCACUUCCCGUCAUCCUAACGACCACGUGUGCUUCGGUCCUUUGGCUUCUGUACGGAAUCAUUCUCAACAACUACUUCAUUAUCAUUCAAAAAGUGGUCGCGCUCGGAUUGUGCUUUCUGCAACUGUCGCUGUUUGUCAUCUACCCGGCAAAAACCAAGCGGGAAUAGUCACGUCGCAAUGGCAAAACAAUUUUCCGAUAUCGAAGUUUUUGGUUUUUUUUUAUUGGUCCUGGCUGACGGUUUCGGUCGAUUUGAUGGAUGAUGACUAGUUGGUUAUUGGCUGCCAUUCAUUUGGGUAGAUCUGAAAUAAAUUUUACAUAUCUGGAAUUCAGUGGUGUUUCAUAGUUCAAAUUGAUAUUCCUUUCAAACCGAAAAUGAUAGAAUAUUUGGUUAAUGUUUUCCAGAUUAUUUCUGUUCUUUAUGAAAUGUUUCUUUAAACCGUGUAGCAAAAAAAAAUCAUAUUGGAUUUGUCUGGAAGAGGAAGAUGCGAAAGUUAGACAGUACUUGGGUACAUAUAUGGCGACCGUUAAAAAUCACACGAAUAAUGUGUUCAACAUAAUAAAGUUCUACGGCACAACUA